This is a messenger RNA of Daphnia pulex (common water flea), 3460 nucleotides long. RefSeq names its product UDP-N-acetylglucosamine transporter-like. Gene Ontology annotation, cellular component: Golgi membrane. Gene Ontology annotation, molecular function: UDP-galactose transmembrane transporter activity. The transcript is spliced from 5 exons. The record is from RefSeq and is a predicted model, not a curated record. Lineage: Eukaryota; Metazoa; Arthropoda; Branchiopoda; Diplostraca; Daphniidae. The coding region runs from base 1596 to 2726 and encodes 376 amino acids. Gene Ontology annotation, biological process: pyrimidine nucleotide-sugar transmembrane transport.
AAUUACGACAUUAUGUCAGUGCAUUUCCAAUUUACUCAAACAGAAAGCGAUUAAAAUUUUGUGUUAAUUAUAAGAAAGUAGAAACAAAUUUGUGUGUUUAAUCACACAUUCACACAUGCCUGCUUUCUACAGUCUGGUAAUUGGUAAUAGGACAACACCGCUCAUUAACGACAUUCGCAUUUCGCAGUUCGGAUUUCGGAAGGUCGUCUGCACUCUGCAGGACUGCAAAAGCUGUUUUUGUAAGGUUUAGGUGUCACAGUCAACACAAACAGCAUUGACGGUAAGGCUGGCAUGAGUAUUAUAUUGCUGCCAAGUUGCAAUCUGAGUUGUAUGAUUCUAGUGAGCAUUUGGUAUAACGCGGCCACGGGUGUCUCGUUAUACCUUCUAAGUUCUAACGUGAUUGUAAAACAAUCAAAUGAAGUAAAUGUUUACGGGGUAUAACCACAGCGGAUGACAAGGGGCGGGUCCGCGCAUUCCUCUCCCGUCAAUGUCAAUUUUGUUUCAUUUUCAAGGUAAACUUGCCAUAUGAUGGGCAUGCUGGGCGAUUUGGCGGGCAGGGAUCGGCUGCUUAUUUGUUUGUCAAAAAGAAAAAAAGGUCGGUCGAAAGAAAUGUUUUCCGGUGAUGAAAUUGGUCUCUGCGCCAAUUACGAUCUAAUGUUUUGAUCUCUCUCUUUUUUAUUAUUCAAAUUCGCAUAUUUCCCAGAGUCUCACGACAAGAGACUUAUUUUUCACACACGCGCUAGACCUGUUUUUACUUGCCGUCGUCCUUGACGUCCGUGUGUGUUUUAUCGUGAUUGGUUCUUUCGUUAGUCGUUAGAGAAAUCCGCUAAGUGAUAAAACGUUGGCCUGUAAUUCAAUCAAUCCUCAGCAUUCUGCAUUAUUUGGGAAUGCAGGCCAACUAGGAUUUCUUAAUCAAUAACCCAUCCUCGCCCAUCCUAGCAUACAAUGAAAACAUUAUUAAAUGGCAUAAUGAGUUAAUGACUUCCUAUUUCCGAUUUGGUGUGGGUCUCCUUAGUCUCUUAUUGAACAUGUGUAGCGAUUAAUGAGAGAGGGUUAUAUCUGAAUGAAAUCAAUUACCGCAUUCAUCUAUAGUAAUUACAGGGCAGGUAAAUUUAACGCAAAAGUUUAAAAACAACUUAAUACGUGAAAUUGUGUAACUGUUCAUUAAAGCGAACUUUAUCAUAUUUUAUUUCUUCGCCGGAGCAACUCUGUAUUGUGAUGUAAUAAUUCGUAUAUAAGUGGGUGCAAAGAAUUGGAUAUUAGGCUCGAUAACCUUGGGAAAGGGUGAUUCAGGCAAUAACGCCUCCGUCCAUAAAAAAAGUAACGGUACCAUCCAUCAUCAUGGAGGGCGCAUGCUGCAACUAUACCGAGUGAAGCAUGAUCUCUUCUCGGCAUGGAGUGAUGCAUACGGAAAAUUGAUCUCGUACAGCUCUUGUGCCACGUAGACGCAGUACAAUUGUAUUCGAACUGGGUAAUAAUGGCUCCACUGUCAUUUUAGUUAUUCCCUUUGUUUUUUCCGGAACGCUUGUUUUAUAAGCUAAUGAACAGUUUCUUGACUAACGAGGAUAUUGCGGUUUGAGUUUAACUUUUAAAAAAUGUUUAUUUCUUCUUCCUCAGCCAUUCGUUAUGGCUUGCUGUUUUUGUUAACAAUACAAGUAAGGCAUACGUUUUUAAUCGCCCACAAUCUAAAAAUUUUUUAUAUUUUUUUUCGAUUUAUAAGUUUUAUUUUAUUAACAAAGAAUACAGCCACAGUUCUUUCUUUACGGGUGUCGAUGAUUAAUGCUUCGGCAUCAAAGAACGAGUACGUCGUAUCGACACUGGUGCUCACCAUGGAACUCAUCAAACUUUCCAUCGUUCUCACUCUGCUCAUGACGGUUAAAUUGAAAUUUUCCGUUCGAAAGACGUUCCAUCUGUUGUACAAUGAAAUCUUAUGUCGACCAAUUGACACGUUUCCUUUGGCAGUGCCAAGUUUUCUUUACGUGCUACAGGAUAAUUUGAUCAUUUAUGCAUUAUCGUGUGUCGACGCAGCCACCUACCAAGUAACUUAUCAGACGAGAAUCUUGACGACCGCAUUAUUUGCAAGGAUAUUACUUAAUCAAAUACUGCCAAUUAAGAAAUGGCUUUCACUCAUACUGUUGAUGCUUGGGGUCAUUUUAACUCAGCUAAAUUUCAAUGAAGAGAGCGGCGAUAUCAGUUUCCGUUCUGAAAAGGAAGGUUCCGUUUAUUUUUUGGGCAUCUUGGCGAUUUGCUGUGCCACACUAACCAGUGGUUUCGCCGGAGUCUACAAUGAGAAAUUAAUUAAAAAUGGAAAGCAACCUUCCCUGUUAAUAAGAAGUAUUCAACUUAGUUUGUUUUCUGUUUUCUUCGCCUUUUGGGGCGUCCUGUUAAAAGACGGUGAUCUCGUCAGCACACAAGGGUAUUUUUAUGGAUACAGUCCAUUUGUGUGGUUAAUAGCAACGAUGCAGGCCCUCGGAGGAAUAAUCGUGGCGGGAACUAUGAAAUUUGCCGACAACAUUCUGAAAACAUUUGCAACAUCUAAUUCGAUUGUACUGUCGUGCGUUCUUUCCUAUUUCGUACUGGAAGACACUAAUUUAACGCCAACAUUCAUUGUCGGCACAUUUGCAAUCAUAUUGGCUACUUUCUUGUAUACAACUGCCACUGACGAGAAGAGUCACCUGUUGCGGUUAACAGGGUUGCAUUCAGUGACACCACUCAAAUUGUUAUGAAACGAUUUUCAUGUAUAAAAAAUUACGUUGUUACAAUCUAUCAAACCUUUUGAAGGAACCUAGUUCAAACACAAUUUUUGGGUGCAAAAAUGGCUUUUCCAUGUCUUGUACGGACUUAAAAUAGUAGGUCUAUGAGACACAGACACUGUUAAUGAUUUAGUUGUAAAUACGGUAAUACUAAAUUAAUCAAAAAUCGAAUCGGGAAUUACAAAUUUCUAGAAACAAGUUUAAUUUAUCGCAUGAGAUAUCUGACUGUACCAUAAAUUUUCCUUGCCAACCCCAAAAGAAAAAUGUAAUCAACCUGGAAUUACAAUAGUUAUGGGCCGCUCUCAAAGGCAACAGCGGAUUGGGCGCGCGCAAACCAACAUCCUUCUCGUACGUGAUCACGCAUCUGGGCCAUACAAUAAUCGCUCCAUAUCGCAGCUUCUGGAUUGAUCGACUCGCUUAAUUUUUUUAAGACGUUGAAUUUCAGCUCGUGACAGUCUUUGUCUGGCUCAGCCCGUCUGUCGAGUAGAAACUCCAAGAAACCUAUUAUUUAUUAAUUAACGAAUUAUUAAAUUAAGCUAAAGAAAAAAAAAAUCCAUUCAUUAUAUUACCUGGCUGUUGACUCAUGAGCUUUUGAGCCCAAAUUUGAGGAACAAGUUGCAGAAGUAUGCGCAGAGCAGAAAACCUUAAAUCUUUGAAUGGUUGUUUCGUAACGUUCAUAACCAACUGGAUUGGCUUGGAGUCAAGCU